AUGGCCUCCAACUCAACCAAUAACUCAGUGCUAUGUCUCUCUAGCACGACACAAAACAUAACAAUCAGCAAGAAAGAACUUCUUGAAACUUGCUUCUACAAACGGACCAAGUACUAUUUUCCCCAUCACGACCCCAAAGCCGAAGAGUUCUCCCCGCCUGUCUACAGGUUAUUCUCCCGCUGCUCCAAGACUCAAGUCCCAAACUUGGGUAUUCUCGCACGCCUCCCUCAAGGUAUCCUCGAAGGUAUCGUCUCGCAGCUAGACAUCGACUCGUUCCGCCGCUUUCGACAAGUCAGUCGUAGGGCACGCUACCUCUCCACUGCAAUCACCACGUACCGUCGAGUUCUGCGCCAUGCCCCAGACGCCCUCAAUGCAUUGAGACGGACAGAUCUUAGUGGUUAUGUUUCGUACUCCGAUGUCUACAGCGCACUCACGACAACUAAGUGUGCGUUCUGCGGACUGUUCGGGGAUUUCUUGUUCCUUCCUACUGCCAAACGCUGCUGUUUCAAGUGUCUCUGUACAUCACCAGAGACAGCUCUCGUCAACGAAGCACACAUCAGUAAAAGGAAGCAAUGGGAGUGUUUAUACGCCAACCACACUAAUACCCUCACAACCGCCUUAGAGUCAACUGAUAUACGUACCUUUAAGACUCACAACUGGGAUGACCCUAAGAAAAUGUCCAAGACCCGUGGCGUUCUAGCAAAGGACUUACUAUCCGUCUACAUCAAAGUAGACAGCAACAUGGACGAACCUGGACAAGCCCUCUUAAACCCCGGCUGGCUACAUUACCGCCUCGCAGCAAGCAUAAUCUUUCCCUGCCUCAAUCCUCGCACGGGACAGCUCAAGACGGGCGCUGGUAUGCUCCCCUAG
Molecule: messenger RNA, 870 nt
Organism: Fusarium subglutinans
Lineage: Eukaryota; Fungi; Ascomycota; Sordariomycetes; Hypocreales; Nectriaceae
Exons: 2
Coding region: 1-870 (289 amino acids)
Molecular function (GO): protein binding
Source: RefSeq, a predicted model, not a curated record